Molecule: messenger RNA, 884 nt
Organism: Hibiscus syriacus
Lineage: Eukaryota; Viridiplantae; Streptophyta; Magnoliopsida; Malvales; Malvaceae
Exons: 1
Coding region: 116-361 (81 amino acids)
Biological process (GO): negative regulation of cell population proliferation
Source: RefSeq, a predicted model, not a curated record
UUCCACCCCCACUGAUCUCUCAAAAUCAUCUCUUUCUUCCAGAAAAACACAUCUUUGAUCCGUUUCUAAGCUGAAAAAAAGUUAAACUUUCUGUUUCUCUUUCUGGGUUUUUUUCAUGGAUUCAUCUUCUUCAACCACGGCGCAGCCGCGGAGCUUCUACUUGGAUGAAAAAUGGAAGCUUUCGAAGAGAGAAAGCCUCUCUUCGUCAUCGUAUUCGUCGUCUUUCACGGCGAGGAGUAGGCAACGAUGCGCCUUCACGAGGAAAUGUGCCAAGUUUGUGAAGAAACAAAGGGCUCGCUUCUACAUCAUGAGGCGCUGCGUUGCCAUGCUCGUCUGCUGGCGGGAUUUUGCCGAUUCUUGAACCGAAUUCUGAAGUUUAAUCUCGAGAGAUAACAAAGCUUUGGGAUUUUGGAUUUAUUAAUGGCGUCCAAGCAACAACAAUAUAUAAUGUUAUAUGCCGCGACUGCGAUCUCGCCUGCGGUACAGCAGUAACAGUGCCCUCCGUGACCGUUAUAUAUGAUCGUGAUACUCGUAAUCCUUGUAAUAACAUCCGUUAUGUUUGUAAUCUUGACAAAUGCGACCACAAUCUUGUUUAUGUUCGUAAUCUUGACAAACACGACCAUAAUCUUAUUUGAAUCCUUGAUUUGGAUUUUAGGAUUAGAACGUCGACUUUUAGGAUUUCUUUUUGAAAUUUUGUAAGUAUAUAUAUAUAUAUAUAUAUAAUGUUAUAUGCCGUGACUGGGAUCUCGGUCGCGGUAUAGCAGUAACAGUGUUCUCUGUGUGACCGUGAUACUCGUAAUCAUUGUAAUAACAUUAGUUAUGUUCGUAAUCUUAACGAACGCGACCACAGUCCUGUUUGAAUCCUUGAUUUGGAUUUUAGGAUU